Molecule: messenger RNA, 1916 nt
Organism: Helicoverpa armigera (cotton bollworm)
Lineage: Eukaryota; Metazoa; Arthropoda; Insecta; Lepidoptera; Noctuidae
Gene: K5
Product: putative neuropeptide precursor protein
Exons: 5
Coding region: 147-1286 (379 amino acids)
Source: RefSeq, a predicted model, not a curated record
GAGCAAUGGGUUUUCUCUCCAGCUUGAGCUCUGCUAAACGGCACUCGCUCCCUGCGCUCGGUCACAUAACAGUCGUAACCAGUGUUCCUCCUGAUAUUCGACCUGCUCCUAAAUUAAUUAUCCUUGCUUAUUGAAAUUCGGCAACGAUGUUAUUACUUAAUUUGACCGCAUUUUUUGCGGUUUUUCUGAUGGGUGGUGCGGUGCCUACGCCUACUAACAAAGAUGGUGGCGGCCCAAUUGGUGAGCUCCCCGAGAAUUGGGACCAGACAAAAGACGACACUCAAUCGCUUUUCCUGAAUAAGAGCGAUAAAAAUGACUUGGAGCCUUAUCCGUUGGCUUUAAGCGAGGAAGGAAAUUCCGAAGGGUAUGAACAAGGAGUAGAUCAGAGAUUCGAUUCCCCCCAACCAAACGGGGAACUCGACAAUUUAAUCAUGAGACCUGAACUGUACGGAGAACCACCUGCCAUGGAAGGUUUAGCACCCAGCUACGACUCCCGUCGUCGCAAGCGAGGCAGUGGAACUAAAGUUGGAGGUGCCGGAGCCGCAACGAAAGUAGCAACCAAAUCCGGUUCGGGCAAGAAAAAUCUCAAACCAGAGCAGCACGAUGCUCUCUCGCCCGUGGAUUCAAUGACUCAUGAACACGAUGCGCACCGCCGCAAGCGCGGCAGUGGCACAAAGGUGGGCGGCGCGGCCGCCUCUGCCAAAACGGCCACUAAAAAUUCCGGUGGAAAUAAAAAGAACUUCAGGCCCAUCUCAGAACGUCGCAAACGUGACUCUGGUCUCAGCGCUGCUGAUGUCCGAGCUCUACUCAACCUGUGGGAGGCCCAGGAACGUAAAAAACAGGAAUGGAACGCACAAAACCAGUGGGGGCCCGAACAUUAUUAUGGAGUUGGCCAUGUCAACGCCGAAGAAGAGCAGCCUGAAGUAGAUGAAAAUGGUGACCUCUGGUACAGCGAGCCUGUCGUAAUCUCUCCUCGUGAACGAGACUACCCUCGCCACUCUUAUUUCUCGGAACAGAACCGCAUGGCCCUGGCUCACGGCUACCCUGAUAUGUACCAAGUCGGUCCGGCGGAAUUAGCGCAACGAUACGAAGAGGCGCGUCGCAAGAGGCAAUACGCCAACAAGAUGAAGCGCUUCAUGGUGGCCAGGAAACGUUCGGACGGCAUGAUGAGCCACCAGAACAACUAUCGGCCCCGCGACGACCUGUACACUCUGGCUGAGCUGCUGCGCUCUGCCCCGCGGGUGCAAGAACAAGACAUUCCUGUAUAUCGGCGACUGAUACUGUAAAGCGUUGUUGGAAAGCGGUGUCCAGUCUCAGCAACCUGCGAUUCGUCUUAACAGAAACAGUGGAGAGGUUUUUGAAGCAGUCUCGUUCGAUGUAACAAAUGGACGCCUCGCAAGUUGUCGGAUGGACGUCCAGGAGGUUUUCAUUUGGAGUGGGAGAUUGUCGUGCAUUUAAUUCGCAGUUUGUAGCGGAUACCUAACAAAACUUAGUUAUAGGAAUAGAGUUAAAACACUGACAUUACAAAAGCAAAAAUAAUUUCUUAUUUUACCAAAAUCACACUUUAAGGCCUAAAAUGCUAAAGGAAUGAAUUAACUUUGGUGACUCUGUUUCUUUUAGAAUUAGAUUUAGUUAUGUUAAUUACCCGUCAAUGUUUGUAGGUAUGUAAAGUUUAUUUUAGGUCUAAGUUGUGUAUUUUCUUCCUAGGAUACCUCAGUUUCCGCAUAUCUGUUACUUAUAAUUUGCAAAUGUAACCAAGUUUUACCAAAUAGAUAGGUGUCUAGUUUCAUUAAACAUUGACUAGUUUACCGUGGAGUUAAACUUCACAUUUUAAGAAUGUACUCUACAUUGAACUAGAUUAGUAUUUAAUUAUGUAAAUGUAAACGUAUGUAUUAAAUUAGUCAUAUAUUUUACAA